Molecule: messenger RNA, 2721 nt
Organism: Hemiscyllium ocellatum (epaulette shark)
Lineage: Eukaryota; Metazoa; Chordata; Chondrichthyes; Orectolobiformes; Hemiscylliidae
Exons: 5
Coding region: 1-2721 (906 amino acids)
Source: RefSeq, a predicted model, not a curated record
AUGGAGCUGGAAAAAGCAGCCUACAAUCAACAGCCUGCAACCUACACCAAUAGCCUACAUCCUACAACCAACAACCAACAGCCUACAACCAAUAGCCUACAACCAACAACCAACAGCCUACAACCAACAGCCAACAACCAACAGCCUACAAUCAACAACCAACAGCCUACAAUCAACAGCCAACAACCAACAGCCUACAAUCAACAACCAACAGCCUACAAUCAACAGCCUGCAACCUACACCAAUAGCCUACAAUCUACAUCCAACAACCAACGCCUACAACCAAUAGCCUACAACCAACAACCAACAGCCUACAACCAACAGCCUACAACCAAUAGCCUACAACCAACAACCAACAGCCUACAAUCAACAGCCAACAACCAACAGCCAACAGCCUACAAUCAACAGCCAACAGCCUACAAUCAACAACCAACAGCCUACAAUCAACAGCCAACAGCCUACAACCAACAGCCUGCAACCAACAGCCAACAGCCUAUAACCAACAGCCAACAGCCUACAAUCAACAGCCAACAGCCUACAACCAACAGCCAACAGCCAACAACCAACAGCCAACAGCCUACAACCAACAGCCUCCUACAACCAACAGCCAACAGCCAACAAACAACAGCCAACAACAAACAGCCAACAACCAACAGCCAACAACCAAAGCCAACAGCCAACAAUAAACAGCCAACAACCAACAGCCUACAACCAACAGCCAACAGCCAACAACCAACAGCCAACAACCAACAGCCAACAGCCUACAACCAACAGCCAACAGCCAACAACCAACAGCCAACAGCCAACAACCAACAGCCAACAACCAACAGCCAACAACCAACAGCCAACAAACAACAGCCAACAACAAACAGCCAACAACCAACAGCCUAUAACCAACAACCAACAGCCAACAACAAACAGCCAACAACCAACAGCCUACAACCAACAGCCAACACCAACAACCAACAGCCUACAACAAACAGCCAACAAUUAACAGCCUACAACCAACAGCCAACAAACAACAGCCAACAACAAACAGGCAACAAUCAACAGCCUACAACCAACAACCAACAGCCAACAGCCAACAGCCUACAAUCAACAACCAAAAGCCAACAGCCUACAAUCAACAGCCAACAGCCUACAACCAACAGCCAGCAGCCUACAACCAACAGCCAUCAGCCAACAACUAGUAGCCUGCAACCAACAGCCAACAGCCAACUAACAACAGCCAACAGCCUGCAACCUACAACCAACAGCCAACAACCAACAGCCUACAACCAACAGCUAACAACCAACAGCCAACAACAAACAGCCAACAAUCAACAGCCUACAACCAACAGCCAACAACCAACAGCCAACACCUACAACCAACAGCCAACAAACAACAGCCAACAACAAACAGGCAACAAUCAACAGCCUACAACCAACAGCCAACAACCAACAGCCAACAGCCUACAAUCAACAACCAACAGCCAACAGCCUACAACAAACAGCCAACAGCCUACAAUCAACAGCCUACAACCAACAGCCAACAGCCAACAACCAACAGCCAACAGCCUACAAUCAACAGCCAACAGCCUACAAUCAACAGCCAACAGCCAACAAACAACAGCCAACAGCCUGCAACCUACAACCAACAGCCAACAACCAACAGCCUACAACCAACAGCUAACAACCAACAGCCAACAACAAACAGCCAACAAUCAACAGCCAACAACCAACAGCCAACAGCCAACAACCAACAGCCAACAACAAACAGCCAACAACCAACAGCCUACAACCAACAGCCAACAACCAACAGUCUACAAUCAACAGCCAACAACCAACAGCCAACAACCAACAGCCAACAGCCUACAAUCAACAACCAACAGCCUACAAUCAACAGCCAACAGCCUACAACCAACAGCCAACAGCCUACAGUCAACAGCCAACAGCCUACAAUCAACAGCCAACAACCAACAGCCAACAGCCAACAAAAAACAGCUAACAACCAACAGCCUACAACCAACAGCCAAUAACCAACAGCCUACAAUCAACAGCCAACAACCAACAGCCAACAGCCAACACCCAACAGCCUACAAUCAACAGCCAACAACCAACAGCCAACAGCCUACAACCAACAGCCAACAGCCUACAAUCAACAGCCUACAUCCAACAGCCAACAGCCUACAACCAACAGUCAACAGCCAACAACCAACAGCCAACAGCCUACAAUCAACAGCCAACAGCCAACAGCCUACAAUCAACAGUCAACAGCCAACAACCAACAGCCAACAGCCUACAAUCAACAGCCAACAACCAACAGCCAACAGCCAACAACCAACAGCCAACAACAAACAGCUAACAACCAACAGCCUACAAUCAACAGCCAACAACCAACAGGCAACACCCAACAGCCAACAGCCUACAAUCAACAGCCAACAACCAACAGCCAACAGCCUACAACCAACAGCCAACAGCCUACAAUCAACAGCCAACAACCAACAGCCAACAACCAACAGCCAACAACAAACAGCCAACAACCAACAGCCUACAAUCAACAGCCAACAACCAACAGGCAACACCCAACAGCCAACAGCCUACAAUCAACAGCCAACAGCUAACAGCCUACAACCAACAGUCAACAGCCAACAACCAACAGCCAACAACCAACAGCCUACAACCAACAGCCAACAGCCAACAGCCAACAAGGUGAUUAUCUUAAAAUUGCCUGUUCAGUGA